CUCACGUCUGUGUUACCGCGCGAAUGAUUGACACUUGGCAGCUGUUUGCAUUAUAUUUUGUCAUAGUAUUUACACUUAUACAAGUUUACAUCAUGUGUCUUCCUUUUGUAGAGUUCAUCGAAGCAAUGAAGCGAGAAGCAGCUCCUGGGUACACAAUCGUGCAUAGCCUGGAUGACAUUGCACUCAAAAGAAGACCAGAUGACACAAUUGUCCUGGCGCUCUACAAGUCAGAGAGUCAUCCGGGUGCAUUCGCUUUUUUCCGUUCCGCUCAUGUGGUCUCAGCUACCGCCAAGCCAAUGGCUACCAAGUCCGUAUCCGUAAGACAGGCGUUUGGUCUGACCGAAAUGGACUUUGCGGCUCUUUUGCUGAGCCCAUCACGGCUCGCUGGAACAGCACAACCACCGGUUAUCAAUGUGACAAAGUUGUAUCUGAAUGACAGCCUUGAUGAACUUAAUCUGGCAAAGCAGUUGGCACACGAACAACUACCCGUGAUCGGUCUGUACAGUGGCACCACCAAUGCUCUGUAUGACAUGAACGAAGACCGAUUGUUAUGUGUUGUUCCGUAUCCGCUUAGUCUUUACAAGGAGGCCAACAAUGCGCUUCGGAAGCUCGCCACCGAUAUAUCCGACAACGUGAUCAAACCCUUUGGGGAUAAAAUUCACUGGGUUAUUGUGGACGAUUUGACACACUCGGGGUAUCUCUCCAAAUUUGCGGACCCAUUGGCGACUGAUGACAUGGUCGCAGGGUGCCGAUUUGGUAAUCACAAGUAUCAGAUGUAUGGGAACAGUCUGUCGAUGACGGAACUGCGAAUAUUCGCCGCACGAACGUUGAUAAAACUUGAACUGGACAAGACCGAUAAGGGAUCCUCGGGAAGAUGAUCAUGCGGUCGAUUAUUUUACUGUUAACCAAUGAACUUUCAAAAUUUUACCGUUCCUUAUUCUCCAUUGUUUGUUUCUGUACCGCAGUGUGAUUCACUCAAAAUUACCAGUAAAAUAACAUUUU
Molecule: messenger RNA, 1002 nt
Organism: Opisthorchis viverrini
Lineage: Eukaryota; Metazoa; Platyhelminthes; Trematoda; Opisthorchiida; Opisthorchiidae
Exons: 7
Coding region: 24-878 (284 amino acids)
Source: RefSeq, a predicted model, not a curated record